GGGACCUUCAGCUUGUGGGCCCAACAGCUAACAUUAUCAUAACCAGUUAUCAAAAUGCAGGCCUUUCGAAGAUCAUCGAUUCCUCUGGCUGAAGUCAAAACGCUUCGCCAGCUGUACGAAGCAGGCGACCUACGUGCUCCAGCAAAGUCUGAGUACAAACCCGCUUUUCUGGACAAAGUCAGCCUACACUUAGGGGAUAUCACUAAGCUACAAGUGGAUGCUAUCGUUAACGCUGCCAAUAGUGGGCUGCAGGGAGGCGGAGGAGUCGAUGGCUCCAUUCAUCGUGCCGCUGGACCGGGUCUUAAGGCAGAGCUUCGUGAGAAGUACGUCGAUACAGCCAAGGCGGGAUCGGUACCCUGCCCUACUGGAGAAGUCAGGAUAUCAACUGGUCAUGAGCUACCUUCAAAAUAUGUUAUACAUGCCGUCGGACCUAGUUUAGCUUGGAAUCUGAGGGGACCGCCAGCUGAAGACACAAAGCUUGCUACCUUGCUCAGGGAUCCGACCUCCGCAUCUGAGGGCAAAAUUCCAGCAGCCCUUCUGGCGUCGUGCUAUCAAAACUCUCUGGAGGUCAUGGUCGAGAACAAGCUCAAGCACAUCGCCUUCCCAUGUAUUUCUACGGGCAUCUAUGGGUAUCCCAUAGUCGAAGCAACUGAAAUCGCGCUUCAUACCAUUCGAACAUUUUUGAGUGCGGACGAUCAUGCAGACAAGGUGGAACGUGUAAUCUUUGUCCUUUUUGACAAAGGUCCCGACUCAGAAAGAGACAUUGCAACCUACAGAAAACUUCUUCCCCACUUCUUUCCCCAAGAAUCAGACACGUCGCACGCUUGAUGGUGUCUAUCAGUGUUAGAAGACGAAACUUGUAUGAGUACAGUUCAAGGAGAAUUAACCCCCUUUUCGGGACGGUCAAGUACCGCGAUUCUGCUAUCCUUCGUGACCACCAAUCUUCACUUCGAUUGACC
Messenger RNA from Coniophora puteana RWD-64-598 SS2, 959 nucleotides. Its product is annotated as macro domain-like protein. The coding region runs from base 55 to 828 and encodes 257 amino acids. The transcript is spliced from 9 exons. The record is from RefSeq and is a predicted model, not a curated record. NCBI's taxonomy places the organism in Eukaryota, Fungi, Basidiomycota, Agaricomycetes, Boletales, Coniophoraceae.